AUGGACUUUAUUACUCUAUAUAUUGAGUCGCAGGCAUCCUUGACCCAAGAUGAUCCUGAAUGCGCAAGGCUAUACUGGGCUUCGACAUACCUGGAUAGAAUUAAUUUGGACCGAGUCGACACCAAUCCUGAUAAUGAUCUUUCGUACGAUGGAACAAUGAAGGCGGCUCGAGGAAGAUAUCCUCACGUUCUCCCUUUAUUUGCUUUGUGGGAAUAUAUUUCCGAAGAAUGGGUUCUAGAUUCCUGGACCAAGCCAAAUGGCGGACAGCAAACCGUUGCCGAUGAAUUGAAACAGAAGAAGGAAACACUCUAUUCCUCCGUUGUUCGUAUGAAUACAGCUUAUGGCAGGUAUCCUGACCAUAUUCAUCCCAGCUCAAGGGGAGUUCAUUACACGUCGAAGCAUAAACCUUGGGUACAAAACUGGCAAGCGAGGGAUUCGAAGAGAUAUGAUCAUGGGAAGAAGUCUAGGGCCUGGUAUGACUGGAACUUGCCCCAGAAUCACCCACGGCAUAUUUUAAGCUUUCCAGCGGAUAUUCUUGACCGGGUUAUGGAAUUCGUAAUGGUAGCUUCAGAGGACACCAUUGUACCAUUUACAAUUACCUCUAGUUUGAUGCCAUGUCAUGGACAGCCUGAUUACAUGUUGUUCCCUUCCCGAAGUCAUGGCAAGAGUCUGAUCAAGAAUCGUUUAUGUAAUGCAAGAUACGGAUUGCAUCCGAUGUGCUACAACAAGAGAGGGCCUUGUCGCAAAUGGGGAAAGAAUAACUCUCCUGUUCUCGAUAUUUCCUAUUUAAAAGUGUGUAAAUCGUUUAAAUACAUUGGAUCAAAGUUAUUGUACGGACAAAACACUUUGGAGUUUGCGACAGGAAACUUAAAUUGUGGUGACAGUCCAGCUGGUUUGAUUGCAGAAAGAGGUAUAAAGUAUUAUCCAUGGCUCCGUCAGCCAAUCUAUGAUCCAGGGAACACGAGGGGAUGGAAACGAUCCGUCAACAGGGCUAUUUCCUGCAUUAAAACCCAAUCCAAUUUAAAAGAACUUCCAGCAUGGGCAUGGUGUGACCCAUUUGUCAGAUUUCUUUUAACAAUCGGACCUGAUAACUCAGCUGAACUUCAAAGAUUGAAUUUCAGCGGACAAGUCAAAUCACAUAGUUCGAUUAGAUAUCCUGACUGUCACGAAGAUUUGGUUCAGAGUAUGCGAAUAUACACUUACAUCAUCAAUAUUUUAUGCCCCAAGGUAUGGAAAGUCACCCUAGUAGCCUGGGGGGAAGAUGACAUACUUAUUGAUGAGAAAGAUGGAAAAUGUCUUACUGUCUUUGAAAAGUCUCUUACGAUGUUCCUGGAGACUGAAUUUAGGGAUUUAAGGUAUGUAAAAGAGGUCGCUGUCUAUGGAACAAGUGAUAUGUCCGAAGCACAUGAGGGAAACUGUUCUUAUAACAGUUGUCAGGGUAGGAUGCAUUCGUUCUGCGAUCCUAUCGUCACUGGAAGAGGUACACUUGCUUUUGCAAAGCCUACCAUGGACUGGUUUGUCAAACGGGCGAGAUUUUUGGAUAAUUCUUAUCAAUACUCUAUGGGCAUUGAUUGCAUGCGAUCAAUCUAA
Molecule: messenger RNA, 1590 nt
Organism: Botrytis deweyae
Lineage: Eukaryota; Fungi; Ascomycota; Leotiomycetes; Helotiales; Sclerotiniaceae
Exons: 3
Coding region: 1-1590 (529 amino acids)
Source: RefSeq, a predicted model, not a curated record